AUUGGAUAAACGCGGCUCGCGACUGACUUUUAGCCUUGUUUACUGCUAGCUAGCGGUUUUAAAUUCAUUCGCGUUUGGCAGCAGGUGGAGCAGACGCUACGGAAAUAUUUAAAGGAAAACCUUCUCUUUUGUUGAAUGUAUUCGAAUGGCUGAACCCUCGGGGACAGGUGCAGAAAAUCCUGAUUAUGCACCAGGGAGGGCCAGCCAGUCAGCGUCCAGAAGGGGUCAUCCACUGCCAGGCCACAGUCGAAAAUGGGGAGAUCACGAUCGAGUGUAUACGAGAUCAGGCUACUCAAAUCUAGCCGGUCGUCCAGAAGAGCCAAAUGCAGUCUAUGACCGUGCAGCUGCACACACAUCACACAACAGUUCAUCUAGCAGAUCUGAGACAAGGGCAGUGAGGGGAAGAGGAAGAGGAGCGAGAGGAGGUAGAGGAGGUAGGGGUAAUAGCGAGCAUUGGUCCCAGGGUCCAAGAUGGUCAAGGACUGAAAGUGAUCAUGGCCCCUCGGUUCAGGACAACGGAUCUAAUGUUGGCCGACAAUCCAACACCUCACCUCCCUACGGAUCCACAGAUGGGGAGAAUCAACAAAAAACCCAUGGAGAAGCCUACAUGGGCGAAUUCCAACGUGAGCCCAGAGAAACCUGGCCAAGAAUGUCCAGGAGAGGCAGAGAUGCAAGAAAGCCGUUAACCAGACACAAAGAUGCAAAUCAGGACAAUCACGCAGCAGAUGUGGAUUAUACAGCCAGUUUAUCACCCACUGAACUAGAGCACGAGCACAGGAACAACAGAGGAUGGAGAGGAGGAGGACGGCAGGGUUACCCUAGGAAGAAGGGGCCCGCUUUACACGCUAGCAGCCAAGGGAACUGGAGAGAGAGAGAGCCACCACACGUGGACAAGGAGGAGGAGAAACCAAGGGAAGACAAAGCCAGAGGAAGCAAAGAGGAGCCUAACUGGAGAGGUGCAAGUGGAAAAGACCAGUGGAGGAGACCCCAAAUUCAAGAGCAAGGACAAAGGAGAGGAGGACGUCCCGAGAGGAGGACUGGGCCAGUGAAACGUGUUGAGCCACCCAAGAACAAAGAGACCCAUACAGGUUGCCUCAUCGAGCAGCUGACGGAAGAGAAGUACGAGUGCAUGGUGUGUUGUGACGUGGUUCGUGUCAUGGCGCCGGUUUGGAGCUGUCAGAGCUGCUUCCACGUCUUCCACCUGAACUGCAUCAAGAAGUGGGCUCGCUCCCCUGCCUCACAGGCUGACGAGACUGGCGAAGGCUGGCGUUGUCCUGCUUGCCAAAAUGUGGCGUUAAAGUUCCCGACAUCUUACGUCUGUUUCUGUGGGAAGGUGACCAAUCCGGAGUAUCAGCACAGUGAGAUUCCACACAGCUGUGGUGAAGUUUGUGGGAAGAAGAGGACUAGCGGAGACUGCAAUCACCGUUGCAACAUUUUAUGCCACCCAGGCCCUUGUCCACAGUGUCCAGCAUUUACCAUCAAAUCCUGCAUUUGUGGAAGAACCAGUAAGCAGGUGCGCUGCAGUCAGACAGGAGGUCUGCGUUGUGACCAGGAGUGUGGCGCUCGGUUAAACUGCAAAAAGCACUGCUGUACACAGGUUUGUCACCAGGGCGCGUGUCAGCCAUGCCAGCUCCGUGUCCAGCAAGUGUGUUACUGUGGGGUGGUGCAUAGGGACGUGGCGUGUGGGACCGACCAGGAUAGCUUUGAUGGAUCCGGAUAUUUCUCCUGCCACAAGCCAUGUGGAAAGAUGCUGGAAUGCCGAGCCCACCGCUGCCAACAGGUGUGUCACCCUGGCCGGUGCCAGCCAUGCCCUCGCUCACCCAUUGUGGUGCGUAGCUGCCCCUGUGGACAGACUCCCUUGGCCAAGCUGCUGGAGCUGGGCUAUCCAGAGAGACGGUGUUGCACUGACCCUGUUCCAUCCUGUGGAAAGAUCUGCAGCAAACCACUGCCUUGCGGUGACAUUGACACUAUUCAUCUGUGUGAUAAACUUUGCCAUGAGGACAAAUGUGGCCCGUGUGCUCUCACCUCCACCAUUAAGUGCAGAUGUGGCAGUAAAACCAAGGAGGUUCCAUGUGCUAUGAUCCACAGCGAAGAUGAAUUGAUGUUUACCUGUGAGAAACGUUGCAGCAAGAAGCGCUCGUGUGGCAGGCACAAGUGUGGAGAGAUGUGCUGUGUGGACACUGAGCAUAAAUGCACAAUUAUCUGUGGCUACAAGCUGAACUGUGGUCUACACCGGUGUCAGGAGGUGUGUCACCGUGGAAACUGCCAACCCUGCUGGCAAACCAGUUUUGAUGAGCUGGCCUGCUACUGUGGUGAAACUGUCAUGUUCCCACCUAUCCCCUGUGGCACCAAACCACCCGAGUGCAAAAAUCCCUGCACACGCCAGCAUGACUGUGAUCACCCAGUUUUACACUCCUGCCACAGCGAGGACAGAUGUCCUCCCUGUACCUACCUCACCAAGAAGUGGUGCAUGGGCAACCAUGAGCAAAGAAGUAACAUCCCAUGCCACCUGCAGGACAUCUCAUGUGGUUUGGUCUGUAAUAAGUUGUUGUCCUGUGACUCCCACUACUGCAAAAGAAUAUGCCAUCGUGGAGAGUGCCAAGCUGAAGGUGACUGUAAGCAGCCUUGCAUUCACCCCAGACCUGAGUGUGGGCACCCCUGUAAUGCACCAUGCCACCCUGGCACCCCCUGCCCACACACCACCUGCACUGCCAAGGUGGCAAUGCAGUGCGAUUGUGGGCACAGGAAGGAGACCGUACCCUGUACAGAGGCAGCCAGCUCCUCCCAGAGAUAUGCAGCUAUUGCUAUGGCGAGUAAGUUGUCGGAUAUGCAGUUAGGAGAGUCUGUCAACAUCGCUCAGCUCACUAAGAAGGACCAGAAACAGGCCAGGCUGGAAUGUGAUCAAGAGUGUGCUACACUGGAGAGAAACCGGCGACUUGCGGAGGCGCUGCAGGUUGAUCCGACAUGCGAUCCGUUCAACACCAAAUCCUCCACGUGUAAAUACAGCGACUCUCUCAAAGAGGAUGCCAGAAAGGACUUCAAGUUUGUCAGUGAGGUGGAGGAGGAAAUCAAGAAUCUGGUUGAACUAGCAAACAAGGGUAAACAGCCAAAGAGGAGUCACUGUUUCCCACCCAUGAAGCGCGAUCAGCGGAGAAUCGUUCACGAGCUGGCAGAGGUGUACGGCUUGGAGAGCAUCAGCUACGAUAGCGAACCCAAACGCAACGUUGUCAUCACCGCCGUCAGGGGGAAAUCUGCAUGCCCUACCUCCACUCUGACUGCACUGAUCGAGAGAGAGACUGCUGCCCGGGCCCCACCACCCAUUGCCCAUUUCAAACAAUACAGCAGCAAGGUUGACGGUAACAACGCUUUGCUGAAGAAUGCUAAAGAAGAGUCUAUCGAUUACUUUGACAUUCAGGAUUGAUUGAAACUGUGAUGUAUGUACAGUAAUGGCCGCUGUUCACGUCACUGCAAUCACAUCCAAUAAAACUGGGCACUUGUGUA
Ictalurus furcatus (blue catfish) is the source of this 3501-nucleotide messenger RNA. It is a transcript of the gene nfx1, whose product is annotated as nuclear transcription factor, X-box binding 1. Lineage: Eukaryota; Metazoa; Chordata; Actinopteri; Siluriformes; Ictaluridae. The transcript is spliced from 24 exons. Bases 146 to 3421 code for a protein of 1091 amino acids. Gene Ontology annotation, molecular function: RNA polymerase II transcription regulatory region sequence-specific DNA binding; DNA-binding transcription factor activity, RNA polymerase II-specific; zinc ion binding. Gene Ontology annotation, cellular component: nucleus. The record is from RefSeq and is a predicted model, not a curated record. Gene Ontology annotation, biological process: negative regulation of transcription by RNA polymerase II.